UUAUUAUUAUUAUUAUAUAUACAACAAUCCCAUUUGUUCCAUACUAUCAAACAUGAAGCAAAAGAUAGUAAUGAAGGUGCAAAUGACUUGCGAGAAGUGCAGAAGCAAGGCCAUGAAGAUUGCAGCUGUGGCACAAGGUGUGACGUCAGUGGCGAUUGAAGGAGCAGAUAAAAGCCUGGUGGUAGUGAUAGGAGAUGGAGUUGAUUCUGUUAGCUUGACCCGCUCACUAAGGAAGAAGCUUGGCUCUGCCACCAUUCAGAGUUUGCAAGAACUGAAAGCAGAAAGUCCUGAGAAGAAAACAGACCCAACUCCAACUUUUUAUUAUAGCCAAUAUCCUCAGUAUCCCUUGUACCAUGCAAAUACAGUAGCUUAUCCGGAUCAGUACCCCUUGUACCAUGCAGAUGCUGUGGUUUCUGAUCAAUACCCUAGCAACUGUGCCAUCAUGUGACAGACAUAUUUGCUGAAUAAUUAUAUCGCAACCUGUUCCAUGAUAUGUAAACAUUUUGUCUUUGUUUAGUUCAUGCUCUUGCAUGUUUUUUUUAUGUCUCCUACAUGUUUCUGCUGAGCUGAUAAAAUUAUAUUUGUAUAAAAACAAGGUAUUGUAAUAAGUUAAUCCUUUUUAUAAUGGCCAAAAUAGCAUGCCUUAUUAAGAGGAUAAUGCUUCCUGUGCCGAAUGAAACUAAAAUUUUCGAUAA
This is a messenger RNA of Quercus lobata, 695 nucleotides long. Its product is annotated as heavy metal-associated isoprenylated plant protein 47-like. The transcript is spliced from 3 exons. NCBI's taxonomy places the organism in Eukaryota, Viridiplantae, Streptophyta, Magnoliopsida, Fagales, Fagaceae. Gene Ontology annotation, molecular function: metal ion binding. Bases 53 to 448 code for a protein of 131 amino acids. The record is from RefSeq and is a predicted model, not a curated record.